GGCGAGCCCGCAAGCUGGGCACCGCGGGCCUCGCCGGUCGCGCGCGCGAGCCCCUGCCUGGCGGACUGCGCCGCGGAGGGCGGCCGGGCGGGGCCCCGCGAGCCUCCGGGCGGCUGCGUGUUCGAGCUGGGCCUUCCGGGCUGCUCGCCCGAUGGCACGCCGGCGGAGGCCGCCGAGGAUCCGAGGAUGGCGGCGACCGUCGAGGAGGACCGCCACUACGCGCAGCUGUCGCUGCGCCGGGACGUCGCCGAGGCGCAGGAGAGACCUACGCGCUCUUCGCGUCCUACGACGUGGACGCCGACGCCCCGCGCUACCCGCGGCCGCCGCCGUCCCUGGGGCGCCGCGCCCCCGGCCGCGAGGGCGGCCCGUGCGCAGAAACCGCGUGGGCGCCAGCCGCUCCCCUCGACCACGGUCGCGCCCCACGGCGCCGGCCUCCUCGCGGCGCCGCCGUGACAUCGGCGCCGGCGGCGCUGGCGGGCCGGGCGGCCCUGCGGAGCCGGCAGGCCGGCUGGCGGAGGCAUCACCGGUGCCCCCGAGCGAAGGUGCUCCUUUCGCCGAAUCGUCUACCUUAUCUUUUUGUUGCCGCACUUCAAGAACGCCACAUGC
Messenger RNA from Prorocentrum cordatum, 606 nucleotides. Lineage: Eukaryota; Dinophyceae; Prorocentrales; Prorocentraceae. The record is from the annotation of a GenBank genome assembly.